CGUCGUUCAGUCAGCUGACGCUCAGUCGACCUUCUCGUCUGCGGGAGCUACAUACAUCAAAACACCAGCAUCCUCCGCAGUGAUUUGCGUACACUCCGUAUUCAGGCAUGGCGAGCCAGUCUCAGGGCAUCCAGCAGCUGUUGCAGGCUGAGAAACGAGCGGCAGAGAAGGUCGCAGAAGCCCGUAAACGGAAGAAUCGGCGUCUGAAACAGGCCAAGGAGGAGGCGCAGGCUGAGAUCGAACAAUACCGCCUGCAAAGGGAGAAGGAGUUUAAGACUAAGGAGGCUGCGGCCUUAGGAUCCCAUGGCAACUCUGCUGUUGAGGUGGACAAGGAGACCAUCGAUAAGAUGAGCCGCAUCCAAAUCAGUUAUCAACAGAACAAGGAGGCUGUGCUUGUCAACCUGCUGAAGAUGGUGUGCGACAUUAAGCCAGAGAUCCACGCCAACUACCGUGUUGCUGUAUAACCCAUUUGUCCAAUCAGCACAUCCAUUAAAAUCCCUAAACACCCACAAAGCACUGAGACAAAGACUGCCACUGGACAUAUCAAAUGUUAUAUCGUAAAACAUGAUAGACGGCUGGACUCCAGCAUAUACACACAGCUCAACAAAACUAUCCUCUUCUGCUUUGCAUUGCAACAACACAACACAUUUCUGACCGUUUACAAAGAUAUUUGUUGAUGAUGUAAACCAAAUUAAUGGUGCAGCCAUGCUACCUUUCAAAUCUCACAAGCUGGUGAUAGGUUAAAUAAUCAGAGAUCCUGGUAUUCCACAUGCACACGUUUAUAUAUCCUUGGUAUGAUCCAAUGAAAGUCUUUGUCUUUGCCAUCUUAGUUAACUGUCAGGUUCAUCAGUGAGUUUCUUUGUGAAUGAUACCUUUAGUGUUUGUGUGAGUGUCUGUAUCUUGAUGCUACUGUAUCUUGUUAAUUUAUAAGUAAUCAAUUGUUAUUGUUUUAACUAAUCAUUGCAUACAAUACAGACCUUUUUUUUUGUGUGUGUGUGACAAAGCUCAUAAUUGGCGUCUUAAUUUAAUUACUAUUACUACAUUAUCUUCACAAUUCCUUCCUGCUCUCUUGAUCUGUUUAUGUAGGUUACAUUCCUCUAUUUGAACCUGCUUUAAAAAAAGAAAAAGAAAAAAAAAAAGUAAUAAAUGAAUUGUUGUACAAAUUGA
Messenger RNA from Myxocyprinus asiaticus (Chinese sucker), 1167 nucleotides. RefSeq names its product V-type proton ATPase subunit G 1-like. Gene Ontology annotation, biological process: proton transmembrane transport. NCBI's taxonomy places the organism in Eukaryota, Metazoa, Chordata, Actinopteri, Cypriniformes, Catostomidae. The transcript is spliced from 3 exons. The coding region runs from base 108 to 464 and encodes 118 amino acids. Gene Ontology annotation, cellular component: vacuolar proton-transporting V-type ATPase complex. The record is from RefSeq and is a predicted model, not a curated record. Gene Ontology annotation, molecular function: proton-transporting ATPase activity, rotational mechanism.